AUGGCAGUCCCACUUACUUCUCGUCCAUUAGAUCUCGUCUACUUGGUAUAUUUUAUGACGCAUAUCCCAAUUACCAUUUUAAUCGACACAUAUCCUAUACUUCCAAAACAACUUGUGCCAGAUUCGAUUACAAGGAUUAACCAAUGGUACAAAGAUUUCACGGCAGACCCAAAUUACAACUUUGAGCCAAUGUGGUUUAUGAGUUUUUUGAUUAUCGAGUUGUUUUUGCAUUUACCGUUCUUCUUUUAUGCUAUUAACGGAUUAGUAAAAGAUAGCCCAUCACUUCGUCUUCCUUUGUUGAUAUACGCGACUGAAACUGCCACAUCAACUUUUGCCGUUCUUGCUUCCUUGAUUUUCGAACAUCAUGCAGCACUUACCGACGAGAAGAAAUACUUUCUCAUUUCUGUCCAUCUACCGUAUCUAUUUUUGCCAUUAGUCU
Molecule: messenger RNA, 439 nt
Organism: Ambispora leptoticha
Lineage: Eukaryota; Fungi; Glomeromycota; Glomeromycetes; Archaeosporales; Ambisporaceae
Source: the annotation of a GenBank genome assembly